AGCAUGAAUCUUAAGGGUCCAUGUGCUAAAUAAAAUUAAUGAGGGUGCUUUCAUAUGUCACCUAUAUAAUCAUUAUAACCUUAAAAGUUUACAACUAUUUGGACCUUUUGUGGCCCAACAGUUUUUUCCGGGAAUUUACUGAAGAAAUAAACAGAUAUGUAACCAAAAAUGACUAGUAAGGAUAGUCAUUGUGGCCUAAUUUUUAAUAGGGAAAAUUAUAAUUCUAAAUGUCUAAUAACAGGGGACUACUUAAAUAUGAAUAGGCUCAUAUGCUUUUAAAAAUAAUGAAGAAUACUUAAUAUUCACAGCAUCUGUGAAAAGCACACUCCAGUUGGCUCCAAUCUUGGGAUCCCAAUUGGUACAGGAACUGGAAGAACCUACUCCUGAACAAUAAUAGUGUUUAUGCACUGAUUUUCUAUGUGUUUUCUGUUUUGUAAUUAGAAAAUUAAAUGUUAUUUCUAAAAAACAAGAUUUCUAGAGAAGAACAAGCCUAAGUUCUGUAUAAUAAAAUCUAACUCAAAUGUAUCCAAAUAUUUUGAUUAACAGAAUGAACAAUUUUCAGAGAAUUUAAAGUAUAUACAGUAAAGCUAUACAGCCUUACGUUGUUAAUUGAGAAGGUGUUAGGAUUUUAUCUCAUCUAUAUCAGGAUUAAGUCCAUGAUUACUUGUUGUCUCUACAGAACAGAGGUAAGAAUGUAAAUUACAGAAGGAUAAUAACUAAUGUUUGAAUCCAUGUACCAGGCGCUGUUCAGAAACUUAAAAUGUAUUUAGAUAUCGCAUUUUUGCAGCAAGACUGUAAGAUAGGAACCGUUGUUACCCCUAUUUUACAGGUUAAGAAACUGAGAUUCGGGAGUGAGAUAAUUUGUUCAGGAUCACACAGGGUCGCCAGGAUGCCCACUGUUAGAGUAGUGGAUACAGGAUGUAUUGUAAUUAGGUGGAGGAGACGCUGUGAGUAAAAAGACCAAAGGAACUUCAUGUCUGGUUUCGGCAGUAGUCUGGGUAACGUGUGUCAGUGUCCCCAGCGCCUUGUGCAGGGGCUUCUGUCAGUGGAGCUGGAGCCUGGAACCCUGCAUUCAGGGAGGUUCUUCAUCGCUGGGAGCUGACUGGGCUCUGGAAACCGUGGCUGUUUCACUGGGUUGAUUUUAACAAUGGUUUCUUGAGGUCUUAUAGAUGAUGCUCUCCAAGCUCUAAGGGAGAAGUCAAACAAGGAUUGAGGGGUCUGGAGGAGGAGUCCUUCCUUAAAUGACGACAAUGACAAGAGAAAAUUGGGCCCACAAUGCUCUGAGACAAGAGGGUCUGGUUAAAGGGAAGGAUGAUACGUGGAAGUGGGGAACCAGCUUCCAAGGGAGCAGCUCCUCCGUUUGGGAGACUUCCCACCUGCACUUUAGACAGUUACGCUACCAUGAGACAUCUGGACCCCAGGAGGCCCUGAGCCGGCUCCGGGAGCUCUGCCGCCGGUGGCUGAGGCCAGAAGCUCGCACCAAGGCGCAGAUGCUGGAGCUGCUGGUGCUGGAGCAGUUCCUGAGCAUCCUGCCUGCGGAGAUUCGGACCUGGGUGCAGAUCCAUCGCCCCGGGACUGGUGAGGAGGCCGUGGCCCUGGUAGAGGAGCUGCAGAGAGACCUCGAUGGACCAGCACUAAAAGUUCCAGUCAUUGCCCAGGACACUCUACAGGAGGAGCUGAGCACUCCAGGAGCAGCCCUUCCUCGGGCACCCACUGGGAGCCACGUCCCAGCGGAGAUGUGCCCCAGUCCUCUCACUGACCCAGUGGUGUUCAGCCUCCACGACCCUCAGCAUGGUUCUCCUGCCCCUGAAGCUUCUGCCCUUUCCCAGGAAGAGAACCCAAGAAAUCAAUUAAUGGCACUCAUGCACCUGACAGCCCAGCCCCAGGAGCUGGUGAUGUUUGAGGAGGUAUCAGUAUGCUUCACUUCCGAGGAAUGGGCAUGUCUGGGCCCAAUGCAGAGGGCCUUGUACUGGGAUGUGAUGCUGGAGAAUUACGGAAAUGUGACCUCCUUAGAAUGGGAGACCAUGACUGAGAAUGUGGAGGUGACAUCAAAGUCAAGCAUAUCUCAAAGAGCAGAUUCUCAGAAAGGAACAUCAAAAAGACUUCAAGGAGGUAUUCCCCAGGACCUUGAUUUUGAGAAAGAGUGUGAAUGGCAAGUUUUGGCAAGUCAGUGGGGAAAUGAAACAAGGGAAAGAGAUGCACUGAAGAAAGUUUCCCUCCAUGAACGAGACAAGAAGAAAAGAACACCAGAAAAACGAAGCCAAAAGGCAAAGGAAGUUGAAGAAAGCUUGCCUUUAGGUUCAGCUCUUUCUGAAAGUUUAAUGGGUACUGAAGGAAAGAAGUUUUAUAAAUGUGAUGUAUGUUGUAAACAUUUCAAUAAAAUCUCCCAUCUUAUAAACCAUCGGAGAAUCCACACUGGUGAGAAACCUCAUAAAUGUAAGGAGUGUGGAAAAGGCUUUAUUCAGCGCUCAAGCCUUCUAAUGCAUUUACGGAACCAUUCUGGGGAGAAACCGUAUAAAUGUAAUGAAUGCGGGAAAGCCUUCUCUCAAAGUGCUUAUCUUCUAAACCAUCAGAGAAUCCACACUGGGGAGAAACCUUAUAAAUGUAAGGAGUGUGGAAAGGGCUUCUAUAGGCACUCAGGCCUUAUUAUACAUCUAAGACGCCACUCUGGGGAGAGACCUUAUAAAUGUAAUGAGUGUGGGAAAGUUUUCUCUCAGAAUGCUUACCUCAUUGACCAUCAGAGGCUCCACAAAGGAGAAGAACCUUAUAAAUGUAACAAGUGUCAGAAAGCUUUCAUCCUGAAGAAGAGCCUCAUUCUGCAUCAGAGAAUCCACUCUGGGGAAAAACCCUAUAAAUGUGAUGAAUGUGGAAAAACCUUUGCUCAGACCACUUACCUUGCUGACCACCAGCGACUCCACAGUUCAGAGAACCCGUACAAAUGUAAAGAAUGUGGAAAAGUUUUCAUUCGAAGCAAAAGCCUCCUCUUACACCAGAGAGUACAUACAGAAAAGAAGACCUUUGGUUGUAAAAAAUGUGGGAAGAUUUUCAAUUCUAAGUCCAACCUCAUUGACCAUAAGAGGAUGCAUAGCAGAGAGAAGCCUUAUAAAUGUACUGAAUGUGGGAAAGCCUUCACUCAGAGUGCUUACCUUUUUGACCAUCAGAGACUCCACAAUGGGGAAAAGCCCUAUGAAUGUAAUGAGUGUGGGAAAGUUUUCAUUCUGAAGAAAAGCCUCAUUUUACAUCAGAGGUUCCACACUGGAGAGAAUCUCUAUGAAUGUAAAGAUUGUGGCAAAGUCUUUGGCUCGAACAGAAACCUCAUUGACCACGAGAGACUCCACAAUGGGGAAAAGCCCUAUGAAUGCCGUGAGUGUGGAAAAACUUUCAUUAUGAGCAAGAGUUUCAUGGUCCAUCAGAAACUUCACACACAGGAGAAAGCCUACAAAUGUGAGGAUUGUGGGAAGGCUUUCAGUUAUAAUUCAAGCCUGCUGGUACAUCGGAGAAUCCAUACUGGGGAAAAGCCCUUUGAAUGCGGCGAGUGUGGAAGAGCUUUCAGUUCUAAUAGAAAUCUCAUUGAACAUAAGAGAAUCCACAGUGGCGAGAAACCCUAUGAAUGUAAUGAGUGUGGUAAAUGCUUCAUUCUGAAGAAAAGCCUCAUUGGACAUCAGAGGAUUCACACAAGAGAAAAAUCUUAUAAAUGCAGUGACUGUGGGAAAGUCUUCAGUUAUCGCUCAAACCUUAUAGCCCAUCAGAGAAUCCACACUGGCGAGAAGCCCUAUGCAUGUAACGAGUGUGGGAAAGGCUUUACUUAUAAUAGAAACCUUAUCGAACAUCAAAGGAUUCACAGUGGGGAAAAAACUUACGAAUGUCAUAUUUGUAGAAAAGUCCUUACCUCCAGUAGAAAUCUUAUGGUACAUCAGAGAAUCCACACUGGAGAGAAACCCUAUAAAUGUAAUGAGUGUGGAAAAGACUUUAGUCAGAAUAAAAACCUUGUUGUACAUCAGAGAAUGCACACUGGGGAAAAACCAUACGAGUGUGAGAAGUGUAGAAAAUCUUUUACUUCUAAGAGGAAUUUAGUUGGCCACCAGAGAAUCCACACAGGGGAGAAGCCAUAUGGGUGUAAUGAUUGUAGUAAAGUUUUUAGGCAAAGAAAAAACCUUACUGUCCAUCAGAAAAUUCAUACAGAUGAAAAACUCUGUGAAUAUGAUGAGUCUGAAAAGGAAUUCUCUCAGACUUCAAACCUUCAUCUUCAACAAAAAAUCCAUACCCUAGAGGAAUUCUCCUGGCUUCAAAAUGCCAAUGAGCCCAAGAUAGAGAUUCAGAAAAUCUAGUGUCAUAUGUGAAAUUGGAAUAGAAUUCCUGCCUAAUUAAGUAACUGUUGGAGAAAUAGCAAUAUGUGAUUCUUAUAAGGAAAAAAAUUCUUGAUUGCCCCUUUUAUAGACAAGUGAGUUGCAUGUGGGAGACAGUUAAUCUAGACUUUCAAGACGACAAAAACCAAAUUUUAGGUAAAGGAAGCUCUGUUUCAGACCAUUUGUUCUGAUCUAGAAAGAGACCUUGGAGCAACUGAGGACUCUAAAGAAACUGGGUUUAUGUCUUAAAAGAUGUAACGCUGUAGUUGUAAGCAGUAGAAAAAAAUAUUUUUAUUAAAAAGUGGGAGUUGUUUCUAAAAGUGUAUAUAUUGUACACUUUAAAGCUAGCAUCACUGCUGCAGAAAGUAUAUAAACAGUGAGAUUGAGACAUGUCAGACAUGGAGUUGGGUGGGCAAGAAGCUGCUGUCUGAGGACCACUUAAGAAGAGCUUGGACUUGGACUUGGAAUCAGAAGACCUAGGUUUUGAUCCUGGCUCUUUCUCUUACUAGCUAUGUGAUGUCAUUAAAUCAGCCUCUGAGCCUUGGUAUCUCUGUCAGUCAAAUGUUGACUUAAUGCCUACCUCACAGGAUUGUUAUGAGGAUUAAAUGAAAGGAUCUUUGUGAAAGUACUUUAUGAAAUAAUUUAGUUGUCAAUAAAGUGGGAUAAAAGAGGUAUAGUCAAAAUCUAGAACAUGGUAUAAUGUAAUGUCUGUUCAUAAAGUCAGUAUUAGGAAUCCAUGAAUCUCAAAAGGUAUUCAUUUGUAUAGUAAGAGGAAGUACGGUGUAUAGCUAACUUUGAAAGUUAGCAGUCUAAGAAGACUUUUUUCAAAAUAUAGCUUUAAAAAUGUUUAAGGGAGUUAAUAGAUAACAUGCCUAUUUUGUCUGUAUGUAAAAAUAUUGGCUUAUUAUGGAAAAUAAUAUGCCCAGCCUUUAAUACUGAUACAUGGAAACCAAUUUAUCAACUUCAAAUUUGAAACCCAGCGGAUGUAGAGGGUCAAAAUGGAAGGACAGUCUUAUGUUGUUUCCCUUGUUCAUAGGGAAAAGUCCUUACCCCAACCCCUGAAAUGAAUAUCCCUGCCGCUGUCAUUCUCAAUUCUAAUCAACAUUGCUUCAUUGCUGACAUGCGAUAGUUUGUUACUCCAAAAAACAUUCUGCUCCAGCACUCAACUUACUACAUAAAUUUUUCACACAGAGCCAAGCCCUUCAAGCUCUGAUUAAACUAAUUCAGUAUCCAUCUCUGGGCAUUACUCACUCUGAACCAUUCAUUCAGUGUGUGCCCUUUUGUACAUUUGUAAAUUUAAUUCAUCCAAUAUUCUUGAGUUGAUAAUUUCAUGUUGUAAUUCUCAAAACUCCAAUUCUGCAGCUAGAUUAUAAAUACCUUAAUAGCAGGAUUGUGUUUUCUAAUAGUGGUAGUAUCAAAGUGUUAUGUUGAUUAUAAUAAAUAUUACUAAUUCAACCCCAGAGUUCCUUGGGGGCUGGUUCCUCGUUAGAAUAUAAGGUACCCAAGAGUGAAAAAUGGAAGGGACCCAAGGUUAAAAGUGUUAGGACCUGGGUAUGAGUCAGGUGCCGCAACGUUCCUUGGACAAAGGCCUUCAUUUCUUGGAGCCUUGAUUUCCUCAUCUAUUAAACAGGAGGAAGAUAUCUACCUCACAAAGUUCUUAUGAGGUAAUGAAUGUGAAAAUGCUUUAUAUCCAUGCUGAAGAAUCACUCCAAAUUAUGUAAUAAUUACAAAGGGAAAGAUGUACUUUAACAAUGCUGAAAGCUAGCAUUUACCUCUUAACCAAUUAAAAUGUAACAUCACUAAGACAGAAACCCAUAUAAUGUGCUUCCUCAUGAUGCAGUAAGCCAAAAGCAUAACUGAAUUUAUCAAGCUUCUUGGGCCUGUUUGCUAGUUUACAGGAAAUACAGGAGGCACAAGAACUAAACAAAUAACACCAUGAGAAACAAAUUCAGAACGUGAGAUGUUGUAUAAGAAAACUGCACUGAAUUCUUCAAAAAGAUUAUGAUGAAAAAGGGAGGGCUGAUAAUCGUUGAAGCUGGAUGAGUCUUGAGAGUUCAUUGUACUGUUAUCUGCUUUUGUACAUGUAUGACGUUUUUCAUAGUAAAAGGUAUAAAAAAUAGGUGAGGUUGUUUUUAAAGGUUACUAAAGAGCCAUACAUAAGAUAGUAAGCCAGGAAUAGAUUCACACAAAUGCCCAAAUGAUUUUUGACAAAGGUGCAAAAGCAAUUCAGUAGAGGAAGGAUAGCCUUUUAAGAAAAUGCUGCUGGGGCAAGUGGAUGGCCAUAGGCAAAAAAAAUAAAUUUUGGAAACUAAGACUCAGCAAAGAACUCUUACACUUAUAUCAAAAGCAUGCUCCAUAAAAGGAAAAAAAUGAUAAAUUGGACCUCAUCAAAAUAAUUUGCUCUUCAAAAGACUCCUUAAGAGGAUGAAAAAGACAUGACAGACUGGGAGAAAAUAUUUACAAAUCGUGUAUCCAAUACAGGAUUUGUAUCUAGAUUAUAUAAAGAAUUCUCAAAACUCAACAAUAAAUAGGUCUAAUUAGAAAAUGGCCAAAAGACACAAACUGACAUUUCACCAAAGUAUGGACAGCAAAUAAGCAAAUAAAAAGAUGUUCAACAUCAUUAUCCAUUAGGGAAAUGCAAGUUUCCUAUCAGAAUACUUGAAAACAAACACAACUUUUAACACCAAAGGCUGGCAAGAAUGUGGAGAAACUGGAUUUCAUGUUGCAAUGUUAAGUGGCACAGCCAUUCUGGAAAAUGUGUGGCAGUUUCUUCUAAAUCCCAGUAUUUGCACUCCUGAGCAUUUAUCCCCAAAAUGAAAAUAUAUGUUCACAUGAAAACCUGUACACGACUAUUCGUAGCAGUUUUAUUCAAAAUCAAAACGCAAAUACCCUUCAGCAGGUGGUUAAAACAAACUGGUAUAUCUAUACGAUGGAAUGCUUAUUACUUUGCAAUAAAAUGGAAUGAUCUAUUGAUACCUGCAGUGACUCAAUGUUGAGUGAAAAAAAUCCAAUCUCAAAAGGUCAUAUACUAUAUGAUUCCAUUUAUAUAAUGUUUAAUGUUCUGAAAUGUCAAAACUAUAGACAUGAGAAACAGAUUAGCGGUUGCCAGAGGUUGGGGAUGGUGGGAGGCAGCAGGGGAAGAGGGAGGGGUAGCACUAGGGACAUGGUGGUGUUGGAACAGUUGUGUAUCUUGAUUGUGGUGGUUACACAAAUCUACACGUGAUAAAAGAUAGAAGCACACACACAUUGUACCAAGGUGAUGUCCUGAUUUUUAUAUUAAACUAUAGUUAUGUCAGAUGUACCUGUUGGGGGAAAUUAGGUGAAGGGUAUUAUCUUUUCAACUUCCUGUGAACCUAUAAAUUCAAAAUGAAAACUGAAAAAAAAACAAAGACUAAAGAACCAUAACCAGAUGCAGUGUGUGAAACUGAUUUGGAAAAACAAAAUUAUGAAAUACAUAUUUUAGGACAGUUGGGAAAAUUUGAAUAUGACUGGCUAUUAGGUGAUAUAAGGGAAUUAUUGUUAAUUUUCUUACCUGUAAUUAUGGUGUUAGUUUGGAGAACAGUCUUAUUAUUAAAUAAUAAAUAUUGAAGUAUUUGGAAUGAAGAGGUUUGAUGUCUACAACUUUCAAAAAAAUGUUUUUCAGUAUGUAUAGUAUAAGGCAAACGUAGCAAAGUGUUGAUUGUUGAGUCCAGAUAGAGGAUACAGGUAUUCAUUGUACCUUUCAGACUUUUCUGUACCGUUUGAUAUUUUCAAAAUAAAA
Rhinolophus ferrumequinum (greater horseshoe bat) is the source of this 8106-nucleotide messenger RNA. It is a transcript of the gene ZNF197, whose product is annotated as zinc finger protein 197. The record is from RefSeq and is a predicted model, not a curated record. Gene Ontology annotation, molecular function: DNA-binding transcription factor activity, RNA polymerase II-specific; RNA polymerase II cis-regulatory region sequence-specific DNA binding. The coding region runs from base 1242 to 4328 and encodes 1028 amino acids. Gene Ontology annotation, cellular component: nucleus. Gene Ontology annotation, biological process: regulation of transcription by RNA polymerase II. Lineage: Eukaryota; Metazoa; Chordata; Mammalia; Chiroptera; Rhinolophidae. The transcript is spliced from 5 exons.